AUUUUCAAAGUGAUGAUUAUUUAAUGAACUUGUUCUUUCCCAUCAUUCUCAGAGAUCCAGCUGAAACCCUCCAUUCUCUUCCCUCCCAGAAUGGAUGCAAGAAGAGUUUCUUCUUGUUCUUCAGCUUCCAUGAUUCUUCUUUUUCUUGUAGCUACCCUUGCUGCUUAUAGUCAUUCAUCAGAAGCAGCAGUGACCAAGGGAUCUUUUGAGGAUAAUUUCAGCAUAAUGUGGUCUGAGAAUCACUUUACAACUUCUACAGAUGGACAGAUCUGGAAUCUCGCCCUAGACAAUGACACAGGAUGUGGAUUUCAAACAAAACAAAGGUACAGAUUUGGGUGGUUCAGUAUGAAGCUGAAGUUGGUUGCAGGUGACUCUGCUGGUGUUGUCACAGCUUAUUAUAUGUGCUCGGAAAAUGGAGCAGGGCCAGAGAGAGAUGAGCUUGAUUUUGAGUUUUUGGGAAACAGAACAGGGGAACCUUAUUUGAUUCAGACAAAUGUGUACAAGAAUGGGAAUGGUUCGCGUGAGAUGAGGCAUGUGCUGUGGUUUGAUCCCACUGAGGACUAUCACACCUAUUCUGUUCUCUGGAACAACCACCAGAUAGUGUUUUUUGUGGAUAAAGUUCCCAUCAGGGUGUUCAAGAACAAUGGGAAACCAAACAAUUUCUUCCCCAAUGAGAAACCUAUGUUCCUGUUUUCCAGCAUAUGGAAUGCAGAUGACUGGGCCACAAGAGGUGGACUUGAGAAGACAAACUGGAAACUAGCACCAUUUGUGUCAUCCUACAAGGACUUCAGUGUGGAUGCUUGUCAAUGGGAAGAUCCAUUCCCUGCAUGUGUCUCAACCACAACCAAAUAUUGGUGGGAUCAAUAUAAUGCUUGGCACCUCUCAGAUGAUCAGAAAACUGAUUAUGCUUGGGUUCAGAGGAACCUUGUCAUCUAUGACUAUUGCAAGGAUACUGAACGUUUUACAACCAUGCCUGAGGAGUGUUCAUUGAGUCCAUGGGCAUAAAUAAUGUCAAAAGAGAGAAAGUCCUAGUUCUUUUAUUUUUGUCCAAAGUCCUUGUUCUUUGAAGUAUGUAUAAAAAGCAAUUCUUGUUCUUUUAAAUAUCUCCUUUUUGCUCAUAAAUUUUUCUUAGUCAGCAAGAGAUUUUCCCCCUCACUAUAAUUUCAUUGUGGUACUCAUUAACAAGAGUAUCAUUAAAUGUUUGGUUUA
Lotus japonicus is the source of this 1209-nucleotide messenger RNA. Its product is annotated as probable xyloglucan endotransglucosylase/hydrolase protein 8. Gene Ontology annotation, cellular component: cell wall; apoplast. The coding region runs from base 91 to 1005 and encodes 304 amino acids. NCBI's taxonomy places the organism in Eukaryota, Viridiplantae, Streptophyta, Magnoliopsida, Fabales, Fabaceae. Gene Ontology annotation, biological process: cell wall biogenesis; xyloglucan metabolic process. Gene Ontology annotation, molecular function: hydrolase activity, hydrolyzing O-glycosyl compounds; xyloglucan:xyloglucosyl transferase activity. The transcript is spliced from 4 exons. The record is from RefSeq and is a predicted model, not a curated record.